GGAGAGGAGGAGGAGGAGCAGCAGCAGGAGCAGGAGCAGCCCUGCUUUCGUCUCAGUCUCAAAGCACGGAAUUGAUUGAGUUUGAAUUCCACAUCCAGUUGAAGUUUGGCUGCUGUUGCCUUCCGCAGGCAGGCUGGUUGUCAGAAUACCCUCUCAGCAGAGAGGUGUGGACCAGAUUGGAUUCCUAGAUUUGCAGCCGGCAAGACACCUGCCCCACCUUUGCUGAGGGGAUUUCUCUGCUGGGCAUUGUUCCUGUCAUCAACUUUGUGCUGUGGAGCCAGCCAGCUGGGUGCAACUGAAAAUAAUAGCUCCUUGGCUCUGUCUGUCGCUUGGGCAAGCUGCAGCACUGUGAUUCAGAAAGUUCAUCCUGUGGCUUCUCUGUCAAACCAAGGAGUGCUUCUGAAUGGAUUUCCUCUUAAAGACAGUACUUGCAUUCUAAAACUUGAGAAUUCAUGGCUUUAUUGUUGUGUUUUGUUUUUUUCUUUUCAAUUCCUUAACCCUUAUUUUGGUUGCAGCAAUAAGCUACAGGAUAAGAGUCAACCCAGGAUCCAGGGGCAUGUGCCAGUUUUGGAGGCCACACAUAAGGCCAUUUCAGGCAGCACUGUGGGCUAAGCCCAAGGUAUCAGCCAGCAAUAAUUACUAGAAACAGACUGAAAAGAGCAGAACAGGCUAUUGCUGCCCAAGGUGAUCUCUGUUAAGCACCCUGCCAUUAUAUAAGGGGAAGAACCAGAGAACCAACCGUCUAAACCUUGAGUGAGAAAAUGAAGCGGUUGUUGCAAGAGUCAGAGGAAGAAAUCAUAGUCACCUUGGGACCCUCCUCCAAGCUUUCUCCAGAGAAAGUUAAGGCAGAGACUGUGUGUAGCAUCAAAAACAAGUCCUCAGGCCCUGCUGGAUCCUUACCGGAGGACAACUCCCUGCUUCCUUGCUGUGGGUCAGCAGCCUCAGUCACUGGUAGAGAUAAAGAUGGGGAUCUGGUCCAGCUUUGCAGCUUUGGGCAGCAUGCCAACAGCCAGCUUCCUCUGGGCUCUACCUCCAGUGUUUCAGAGUCUGGUUCUCAGGACUUUUCAUCUGCCAGCAUUACCACAAACUGUCAAGAGUCCUCAGAGAGGAGCCAAGCCAAGUCCCUUUUGUCCAGAGGCUCUGGCCACGAACAGCGAGAGCCUUUAGGGGAUGUAGUAGAAUAUAUCAUCAGAGAGCUGCAAGGCAUCAGCCGUCUGCAGAGUGAGAUUGCUGAGCUGCAGCAGCACUUGAGCCAAGUCCGAGGAUCAGUGGAUGAAGUAUCAAGCUGUGUAGACUCUGUACUGAGUGAAAUAGAAGGCUUGCAUGUGGGCAGCAGCUCCCUGACCAAGAUGUGUGAGCCCUGUAUGGGAAGACCCAAUGAGGAAGCCAUUCUGUACCUGUAUGGACUUCCUGAACAAGAAGGGGAAAAUACUAUAGAACUGGUGGACAACUUUUUAGCCAAACAUCUCUGUGUCAAUGGCAUACAGUGCAGCAGGUACAUCAAAGAGGCUUACAGGGCAGGCAAGGCCCCUGCUCCCAGGCCUACCGUGGUGAAGCUUGCACAUCUGGAGCACAGAGACUUUAUCUUACAGAAGUCCAUCCUCUUGCAGAGUGUGGGGGUUCAGGUUGCCAGCAGAGAACCAAGCUGGUCACAGAGCUGUAAGAAUCUACAAAUGGAGUCUAUAUCAUUUUUGCAGCAACUUCAAAAUCAUAGUGAGAAUUCUUUAAACCAGGAUAAAACAGUUCUUCAGAUGAAAACAUGGGACAGAGGACCAAUGACAAGUUCGUAUCAGAUGAGGGCUCAGAAUCAACAUAGAGAAUAUCAGAUUCCUGACCAGCAAAGUCCUUGCUUCCAACUCAAGAACAAUUUGACAAAGGAAAGUGAUAAGUUUAAGACAGGGGCUGAAGUGAAGGGAACAUCAGGAACAUCCCAGGCUAUCAAUGGCAGCUGUGGUAAAUUAGCAGAGAGAAAGACUUCUCUAUCUCCCCUCCAUCAACUUAAGGAACCUUUCCUAGUGUUAAUCUCAAAAGAGGAAGAUUCUGAGAAAUCUCAGUUUUUUGAAAGGUACAGCCAAGAACUUGAAGCAUGUAAAGUAGCAAAAUUAGAAAAUGACUGCAGCAGUAAGAGUGAGGCCAGCAGCUGCCUGUCACUGCCUGGAUUACUAAAGACAGAAAGAAUAAAUGCAGAAGACAAGCUUCUAGGCUGUGAAGCUGGGCUUGAUAUUCUGAGUUCCAAGCAGCUAGAAGACCUUUUGGCAGACAAGUCUAGAAGGUUUGCAACUCUGAGCUCUGACAGCAUGGUGGAGGAAAUGAUCAUAGGGCCUGAGACUUUCAGUAAUAUGGUUCAUAUUGACUUAAAUGAAGAGGAGGAAUGUGCUGCUCAGGUCCUUAAGGAUGUCUUUGACAAGUCCUCUUGUGUUCUAGGUAGCUUGCAGGAGGACGAGGAUGUGGAAGUGAAGUUUUACACAACUAAACUGGGCCGAGCAAUUCACCAUUUUCGUUCAGCUCUGCAGGGGGUGUUUCAGAAGCUGGAAAACAGUGGGUCCAUCAGUCUUGAAGACCUGGAAAGCAAUGAAAGUGGUUCCCAGUCAGAGAAUAGUGAUCGACUUCUUGGAACAGUGAGUUCAAGGGGUGCCCAGGAUUGCUCUGUGGAGAGUCCUGGAAGCCAAGGGAGUGAGAGCUUGCUCAGCGUGGUCUCUGGUGAAGUAGGCAUCUCUGUACAAAGCAACCAAACCCCUCAAGACCCAAGCAACUUCUCUAUUGCUUCCAAUAACUCACCUCUUACUAAUUCAUUGCCCAGUAUUACUCUGGCCUCAUGUCUGGGAAAUGAGACUUCUUCCAGGCCUGAAUCUCCCAAGCAAGGCAGGCUAAGUCUAGAGCAAGUGUGUGCAGAGACCAUUUACCUCAACAAGUGCAUCAAUAAUUUUAAGAAUGUUCUACGAGAAAAAAGGCUGAGGCAGAAGAAACUUUUACAUGAGCUGGUACAGAAGGCAAACCAUCUCUCAGUAGAAGACAUCCCCUCAGAAGGAAAGCAAGAAGUCCACCAGAUUCCAGAUGAUGGCAACCCCUGUCUGCCUCAGUGGCUCCCAGAAGGGCCAGCUGGAGGACUCUAUGGCAUUGACAGCAUGCCAGAUCUACGCAGAAAGAAGCCAUUGCCAUUUGUCAGUGAUCUGGCUAUGUCACUGGUCCAGUCCCGGAAGGCAGGGAUUACUUCUGCAAUGGCUACACGUACUUCUUUCAAGGAUGAAGAGCUGAAAUCUCAUGUUUAUAAGAAAACCCUUCAGGCCUUAAUCUACCCCAUCUCGUGUACCACACCCCACAACUUUGAAGUCUGGACAGCUACUACCCCAACCUACUGCUAUGAGUGUGAAGGCUUGCUGUGGGGCAUUGCCCGACAGGGCAUGCGCUGCAGUGAGUGUGGAGUCAAGUGCCAUGAGAAGUGCCAGGACCUGCUCAACGCCGACUGCCUGCAGCGAGCUGCAGAAAAGAGCUGUAAACAUGGAGCUGAGGACCGGACACAGAACAUUAUCAUGGCUAUGAAGGACCGCAUGAAAAUCCGAGAGCGAAAUAAACCAGAGAUCUUUGAAAUUAUCAGGGAUGUCUUCACAGUGAGCAAAGUUGCCCAUGUGCAGCAGAUGAAAACAGUGAAGCAGAGUGUACUGGAUGGCACCUCUAAAUGGUCAGCCAAGAUUACCAUCACUGUGGUGUGUGCCCAGGGCCUGCAAGCCAAGGACAAAACAGGAUCCAGUGACCCUUAUGUGACUGUGCAAGUUGGCAAAACCAAGAAGCGUACCAAGACCAUUUUUGGAAACUUAAAUCCUGUUUGGGAGGAGAAGUUCCAUUUUGAGUGCCACAACUCCUCUGACCGCAUUAAGGUACGUGUGUGGGAUGAGGAUGAUGACAUCAAAUCAAGAGUAAAGCAGCGACUGAAGCGAGAGUCUGAUGAUUUCCUUGGCCAAACCAUCAUCGAGGUUCGGACACUGAGUGGCGAGAUGGAUGUCUGGUACAACCUGGAGAAGAGAACAGACAAGUCAGCCGUCUCAGGGGCUAUCCGACUACAGAUCAGUGUGGAGAUCAAGGGGGAGGAGAAGGUGGCCCCAUACCAUGUGCAGUAUACAUGCCUCCAUGAGAACCUUUUCCAUUACCUCACAGACAUUCAGGGCAGUGGAGGAGUCCAGAUCCCUGAGGCCCGAGGAGAUGAUGCAUGGAAGGUGUACUUUGAUGAGACAGCUCAAGAAAUUGUGGAUGAAUUUGCCAUGCGCUAUGGCAUUGAGUCCAUAUAUCAGGCCAUGACGCACUUUGCAUGUUUGUCAUCCAAGUACAUGUGUCCUGGUGUGCCAGCAGUGAUGAGCACCUUACUGGCCAAUAUCAAUGCCUACUAUGCUCACACAACCGCCUCCACUAAUGUCUCUGCAUCUGAUCGCUUUGCAGCCUCCAACUUUGGGAAAGAGAGAUUUGUAAAACUGCUGGACCAGCUACACAACUCACUGAGGAUCGAUCUCUCUACAUACAGGAAUAAUUUCCCCGCUGGGAGCCCUGAGCGGCUUCAGGAUUUAAAAUCCACAGUGGAUUUGCUGACCAGCAUUACUUUCUUCAGAAUGAAGGUGCAAGAGUUGCAGAGUCCGCCCAGAGCCAGCCAAGUGGUAAAGGAUUGUGUGAAGGCCUGUUUGAACUCUACAUAUGAGUAUAUCUUCAACAACUGCCAUGACUUAUACAGUCGCCAGUACCAGCUGAAGCAGGAGCUACCUCCAGAAGAACAAGGGCCUAGCAUUCGGAACCUGGAUUUCUGGCCCAAGCUCAUCACACUCAUUGUAUCAAUCAUAGAGGAAGAUAAGAAUUCCUAUACCCCUGUACUGAACCAGUUUCCUCAGGAGUUGAAUGUGGGAAAAGUCAGUGCAGAAGUGAUGUGGCAUCUGUUUGCCCAAGAUAUGAAAUACGCAUUGGAGGAACAUGAGAAAGACCGGCUGUGUAAGAGCGCUGACUACAUGAAUCUGCACUUCAAGGUGAAGUGGCUCCACAAUGAAUACAUGCGGGAUCUGCCUGCCCUCCAGGAGCAGGUCCCCAAGUACCCAGCGUGGUUUGAGCAGUUUGUGCUACAGUGGUUAGAUGAGAAUGAGGAUGUGUCCCUGGAAUUCCUGCGUGGGGCCCUGGAACGAGAUAAAAAGGAUGGGUUUCAGCAGACAUCAGAGCAUGCACUGUUUUCCUGCUCUGUGGUGGAUGUCUUCACACAGCUCAACCAGAGCUUUGAAAUCAUCCGGAAGCUGGAAUGCCCAGACCCCAGGAUCCUUGCCCACUACAUGAGAAGAUUUGCUAAGACCAUCGGGAAGGUGCUCAUGCAGUAUGCAGACAUCUUAUCUACGAACUUUCCAGCUUACUGCACAAAGGAAAAACUGCCCUGCAUCCUGAUGAACAACAUGCAGCAACUGAGGGUCCAGCUGGAGAAGAUGUUUGAAGCCAUGGGAGGCAAGGAGCUGGACCCUGAAGCUGCAGACAGUCUGAAAGAGCUGCAGGUGAAACUGAAUGCAGUUCUGGAUGAGCUCAGCAUGAUGUUUGGAAACAGCUUCCAGGUUCGGAUUGAUGAAUGUGUUCGACAAAUGGCUGACAUCCUGGGCCAGGUUCGGGGCACAGGAAAUGCAUCCCCCAACACCAGGGCCUCAGUGGCUCAGGAUGCAGAUAGUGUGCUGCGGCCUCUCAUGGACUUCCUUGAUGGCAACCUCACACUCUUUGCCACUGUGUGCGAGAAGACAGUUCUGAAGCGAGUCCUGAAGGAGCUCUGGCGAGUGGUAAUGAACACAAUGGAAAGAAUGAUCGUUCUGCCCCCCCUUACCGACCAGACAGGCACCCAGCUGAUCUUCACUGCUGCCAAGGAGCUGAGCCAGCUUUCCAAACUCAAGGACCACAUGGUGCGAGAGGAAACACGUAAUCUCACUCCAAAGCAGUGUGCAGUCCUGGACCUCGCUCUGGACACCAUCAAGCAAUACUUCCAUGCAGGAGGCAAUGGGCUAAAGAAAACCUUCCUAGAGAAGAGUCCAGAUCUGCAGUCCCUACGCUACGCCCUAUCUCUGUACACACAGACCACAGACACUCUCAUCAAGACCUUUGUGCGCUCACAGACUGCCCAGGUACAUGAUGGGAAAGGUAUUAGAUUUACCACUAACGAGGACAUUCGGCCGGAAAAGGGGUCUGGUGUGGAUGAUCCUGUGGGAGAAGUCUCUAUUCAGGUGGACUUGUUUACACACCCUGGUACUGGGGAACACAAGGUAACAGUGAAAGUGGUAGCUGCUAAUGAUCUCAAGUGGCAGACAGCAGGUAUGUUCCGGCCUUUUGUGGAAGUGACCAUGGUUGGCCCACACCAAAGUGAUAAGAAGAGGAAGUUCACAACCAAGUCCAAAAGCAACAACUGGGCUCCCAAGUACAAUGAGACAUUCCACUUCCUCCUAGGAAAUGAAGAGGGUCCAGAGACCUAUGAGUUGCAGAUAUGUGUGAAGGAUUACUGCUUUGCCCGGGAAGAUCAUGUGCUAGGGCUGGCAGUGAUGCCUCUAAGGGAUGUGACAGCCAAGGGCAGCUGUGCCUGCUGGUGCCCCUUGGGCCGAAAGAUCCACAUGGAUGAGACAGGCAUGACCAUUCUACGGAUUCUGUCUCAGAGGAGCAAUGACGAGGUCGCCCGAGAGUUUGUGAAACUCAAAUCAGAGUCCCGUUCCACAGAGGAGGGGAGCUGAACAUCUUUGGUUCAUGUGCCAACCAGUGACACUGAUCGCACAAAUCAGAGCUAAUGCGAGUUAGCUGUGUAGCCAAUUUAGGGUCUUUAUAGUCAAGAGAUUGACCCUUUCAGUUAAGGAUAUUUAAGAGAAAUUUGAGGGGUAGCUGAGAGUAUGGCUUUUUCCAGAAAGGGCCAUGAAUCCCUAACCAAUAGGUCUGGGCUAUAGGAGCUACCACAUGGACAGAAUGGACCCAAAAGGGAGAGGGACAGACAUUUCAGACCAACGUUUUUUGGUAGACAUACUUCCACACCCUUACCAUCUCUACCCUUCUUGAGACCACACCAUACCCAGUUAGACACACACCAAUCACUAGGAAAACAAGUGUAGAAAGCCUGGAGUUUGUACCUGGCUGGCUAGAUAGUUGGUUGAGCCUAUGGGUAUUGCUGAACCUUGUGGUCUGCGUUAGAGAGUAGCCAGGGCAGAACCACAUAGAAUAGAAUUAUUCACUGUCCCUUGAGCAGAAUCCACUGGUUUUCUGUGGCUCCAGUGAGAACAAGUCUUUGAAACUGAACAAGCUACCUUCUAAAAUUGAGCUGUGCUAAUCCCUUCCCUCAGGUUAUAUCUGUCAUGGGUAAAACCAGUUUCAUGUGGUGCUUCAGAGCUCUGAGCAGAAUAUUUCUUUGGAACCCAGAUAUGAAGGCCACCUGCCUAGAAUCUCCCUACUUCAUUCCUGUAGGCAGGGGACUAAUGCUUAGGACAUUAAAGGUUGUUCUUACAUGUAUAGACCUGAGGGCUAGAUGAAAGAUCCAGGAGUAUUUUCCUGGGCAGCCCCUGAUCAAAGCCAGAAAUUAUGGAAUCAGUCUAGAGUCAUGCUCACCUAUGGCUGCUACCUUCUGGCUGUCUUUGUGGAAAGAAUCUAGCCUUUGUACUUUCUUCCUGUCAUCUGGAUCAGCUGCUGUUCCCUUCAUAGAUAUUGAACCCUACAGAAGGAGCUUGGACUCUGAUCCCUGUACAAGCUGGAUGGAAGGGGUGGGGCUCAAUACUUCCUGAGAGAUCAUUGACCAACUGGACCUCUCAGACCCUUGCUCAGAGUUGUGACUUGAUCCUUGGAUUUCCUUGAUGAAAGCCUCCUAAACUUCCUGAAGAUGUGGCAUCGUUCACAGCUGUACUGGCCAAUAUAUGAAACAAGAACCAAGUAUCUGUGCUGUUUUUAAUUAUUGUAUGUGCCAUUGUAACAAGAGAUUGUAGGCUAGUCUGUAAUAAAUUAUCUUCUAGCAGUC
This is a messenger RNA of Heterocephalus glaber (naked mole-rat), 7981 nucleotides long. The record is from RefSeq and is a predicted model, not a curated record. Lineage: Eukaryota; Metazoa; Chordata; Mammalia; Rodentia; Bathyergidae.